UGAACUCGUCCGACUUCACAGUCCUGUCACGGCUAUUCACUCACCUGGUGACCAUGCUCCCUUCCCCGGGUAGUCUCAAUGCUGCAGUGCAGCGAGAGCCGGUAGCCUAUCGACAGUCCCAAGCGUUGCCAGAUGAGCCUACGCCUGUUGUGGACGGGGAAGUGUGUCGAAA
Perkinsus marinus ATCC 50983 is the source of this 172-nucleotide messenger RNA. RefSeq lists its product as hypothetical. NCBI's taxonomy places the organism in Eukaryota, Perkinsozoa, Perkinsida, Perkinsidae. The transcript has a single exon. The annotation marks the transcript as partial. The record is from RefSeq and is a predicted model, not a curated record.